CCACUCUCACCGGCCGUUUCAUGCAGCCGCAGUCCAUGUCGAACGCAUCUUAUGUGUGCUUACUGUGGCGCUGAUGGACACGUUGUCUUUGAUCGCUCUAAUACAUUUUGCUGCGAAAACGAACAGUUUGUGGUGUUGUUAAACGUGUGAUAAACGCGAAUUAAGUGAACGGAUGUGUUGGGCAGCCGCAAAGAUAUUAGACCCAUGCAAGUGGACCACAAAGUGCAACAUGUCGAGAAUGGCUGGUAUAGACAAAAAUAAAGACAAUAUAAAAAGACAAUAGGCUAUAUAAAGUCAAUAUAAAGUGGAAACUUCAUACUCAAAAGAGGGGUGAGGACCUGUAGUUACACAUCAAUAAAUAAACACUUUUACUGAUAAUGCAAAUGGAGGAAAAGUAAAAUCUCUUAUAGAACUGUGAAGAUGAUUUACCCAUGAUUAUCAGUUAUCACCAAAUAGCAUUGCGGACAUGUUUUUUAUUUUUAUGAUGGUUGAAUUCUCCAUAUAUGUAAUCUCCGAUGUAGGCCUACACAACAUCUUAAUCUGGUUGCGUCAUACCAUCUUAAUUUGGUCGCAUUAUACCUUAAACUGGUGACAUCCCAACAUCUUAAUCUGGUGGCAUUACAUCUUAAUCUGGUGACAUAAUAACAUUAACAGAAUAUCGGAAAAAAAUGUUUUGAAACAUACAAAAUGUAAGUACAGAAUACUGUAUGAUUUCACGUUAUUACAGACCGACUGACACCAGUCUCCAUGUCUGGUCCUGGUUCAGUUAGACCACCGGAUUUGAGACUGGAUGUCACAAUAAAAAGAUCUUAGAGGAUGACCUCUGGCGGCCGGUGGAGGUACUGGAGACCCUCCGCCGCUAGCCUUGGUCCUGUAUUGACGUCAUCUCUUAGAAUUAGAUUCUCCAAACAUGGCGACUGCAAGGAUGCGAGCGGUCCAUCGCGCCUCGGUACUAUUUGCCGUUGUAUUCGCCGUGUUACCCUCAACUACCGGCGAAGAACAGGUGCCUCUGAUGCUUUGGAGGAGUGAAGGCAGGUCUGCUGCCCCGCUCCUGGCCCUUCCCCCAGCAGGUCACAUUGUGGGCAGCGCUCAGCUGGGCUCUUACCUCGAGACGGCCCUGAACUCCUCCCCUCGUAACCUCCUCCUCUUCCUUCAGGACAAGCUGAGUGUGGAGGACUUCACUGUGUAUGGAGGAGCCUUCGGCAACAAGCAGGACAGUGCCUUUCCUAACCUGGAGAAGGCGCUGCUGUCGUGUUCCUCCCCUCUUGUGCUUCCUGCCGUGUCCGGACUCGCCUCCAGCGCUGUGAUUGGUCAGCUGCAGGACCAGUUGGAGACCUCUCCUCUCUACAUGGACGCUGACACUCUGGCCCAGCUCCGCCUCAACGCCUCCAACCCCGCGCUGCUGGUGUUCAGACUGCCCUACAGCGUUGGGGUAGACCUGAUGUCAAUGAAGGACGUGCUCAGUGGGAACGAUGAGGUGAUUGGUCAGGUGAUGAGCAUAAUGAAGGCCCAGUCUGUCCCCUACACUGCCAUCUACACCGCCCUCCGACCCUCACGGGAAGUGUCCUCUGUGGUGUUGGAGGCGGGUCUGGGCGGGGGUCGUUCUCUACUGCAGGCACGAGGCUACGGGAGAGACCGCAACAGGAACAGGGAGAAAGAGAGGGAGAGGGAGAGAGAGAGGCCUGGGCUUUACCCUCCUGUGGAGUACAAGGAAGACGGAUCAAGCUGCAUCCUGUUGUGGGCGGGGAACCUGUCGGUCAGCAUCCUGCGGAGCGGCCGCUGGGAGGGGCAUGACCUCACCCCCACCACCUUCGGAGAGGGCGUCACCCCCAGGCUCCAGGGUUCGUCCUGUGACAAGUCAACCUCAAGACUGGUGUUGAACUACGAGAACGUCCUCGGACAUCGCUCCUUCAAGCUGAUGUUCAUCAUGAAGCAGAGGCACUUCCCGGUGUCUGCACGGCGCUGGUUCACCCUGGACACGGUGGAGCUAGAGUAUGACGGCACCAGGGCCACAUUUAACGGCAGCCGCCACAUCUAUGCACCGGCAGAAUACUCAUACCGGUGUGAGUACGUCCGGAGCUCCAGCUACCCUGCACUGGUCCCGCGCUCUGACAAGGACCCCGCCAACCAGUGGAGGGUGUACUUCCAGGACUUCCAGAUCCAGGGCUUCAACGUUACGGGCAGUGACUUCUCCUACGCCAGUGACUGUGCCGGCUUCUUCAGCCCAGGGAUCUGGAUGGGGCUGCUGACCAGCCUCCUCAUGGUCCUAGUGCUCACCUACGGCCUACACAUGAUCAUGCAGCUGCAAACAAUGGACCGCUUCGAUGACCCCAAGGGCCCCGCCAUCUCUGUCCCCCAGACAGACUAACAUACACAUACACACACACACACAACACACACACAACCAUCUCUGUCCCCCAGACAGACUAACACACACACACA
Messenger RNA from Hypomesus transpacificus, 2442 nucleotides. RefSeq names its product ATPase H+ transporting accessory protein 1a (gene atp6ap1a). The coding region runs from base 911 to 2368 and encodes 485 amino acids. The transcript is spliced from 12 exons. The record is from RefSeq and is a predicted model, not a curated record. Gene Ontology annotation, cellular component: proton-transporting V-type ATPase complex. Lineage: Eukaryota; Metazoa; Chordata; Actinopteri; Osmeriformes; Osmeridae.